AUGGCGCCUUCUUCUCACUCGUCCCGCUGUUCCGAGUCUGCGGCGGCGGCACUGAAGCAUCUGCAAGGCGUGGAAAAACAGCUUCAGAAUGAAAGACUACUAUUCAACAAAGAAACUGUACAGCACCUUGAAGAUGCUGUCAAAGCCAUUAAAAAAUUGGAAAAGGAGAGAAAAGAUACAAUUGAAUUGUUGGAAGAAGAGACCAUAAAAAACUGUAAUCUCCGUAUCAGAGUCAAGAGUUUCCCAGCAAUUGUUAUGAAAGAAUUUGAAGAACUUGUGGCUGCUGCCCAUCGAUUUCAUCUUAACAAGUUAAGAGAAGUAGAAGCUUCUAUGAAUGAAACUAUUGCUGCAGUAGAAGAGGUGUACACAAAGCAAAUGCUCUUUGAAGAACAAAAUGAAACACUAUGUAAAGAGCAAGAUCAAACAUGGGAGAAAUAUAAUGAAAUUGUCCAAUUAGUAAACCAACAAAUGGCUGCAAAGCAUUCCAUGAACAUUAAAAUAAAUGAACUUCGUAAUAUGACAAAAAAAGAGGAAGAUGAAACGGCCAUGGAAGAGAUUGCCAUUGAAGACCUAAAGCAAGUAAUGGCUGCAGAAGCCCUUCAAUUUAAAGAAAAGAAAGCAUCGUUAGGGCGACAGAUUGAAGAACUUCAGAAAAAACUUCAGAUGAGAAAAAAUGAGGCUGAGGAAAAGAAGAAAGAAUUUGAAGAGUUGCUUAAAAUACUAUGUCGUUUACAGAAGAAAGUUUCAUAUUAUAAUCAGGUUGUUACUUAUUUGAAAAAGGAGUUAGAAGAAAUAUUAAAAACCAUCAAAGAUCUAAUACAAGAGUAUGAGAGGAAAAAGGCUGAGAAAGAGGAGCUUAUUAAAAGAAGGCUUUGUCUUCAGGACAAUCUAGUUUCAUUAGAUACAGACUUCGAUGAAGAAAAAGAAAAUUUGCUACAGCAGCUAGCGGAGAUUGCCCGGAAACUACAAGAACUUCAGGAAGUCUAUCAAAAAGUCAAGGAGGAAAAUGAUAUUCUUAAUAUGCAAUACCAAAUAUUAACAAGUGAAGAAGAACAUUUUUGUUCUGAAAGAGACAAGCUAGCAGCAGAAUUUGAAAAGUUAUCCAAUUGGCUCACAGAAAAGCUUGACUAUAUGGCAAAGCGUGUAAUAGAAACAAAAAAUACACAGGAGGAGCUGGAUGAAAUGCAGGAUAUAUAUGACUCUACACAUAGGAACUAUGCAAGAGAACUGGCAAUUUUAGAAGCAACAUUGAAAAAAGAAAGUGAUAAAAGAGAACAGUUGCAGAUUGAACUUGACAAAAUUACAGCCCUAUAUCAAGAUUUACUGGAAGCCAAUGAAAAAUUUCUGAACGAAUCAAAACAAAAACUUGAAGCUAUGAAAAAAUCCUGUAACAAGUUAAAAAAGGAGAAUGAACGUCUCAGUAAAGAAAUAAAGAAGCAUACUGAGCAUCUCAAACAUCUCACUUCCAAGCUGCAAAAAAAAGAAAUCAAUUAUAAGAAGCAAGCUGCUGAUUUAACAACAGAAAUUAAAAAAAUUGAGGAAGAAUACAACUCUAAAACAAAACGUAUGGAAGAAAUGGAAGAAAAACUACAAGAGAAUGUUCCCCUCGCAGAAGAAUUACAAAAAGAAUUAGAAGAAAUAAGCACCAAUUAUACAAAGCAAAACGAUCUCUAUAAUGAAUUACGAGAUGAAGAAAGUGCACUUAAAGUAGGCAUAGAACAAUCAUUAAGGGAAAUUAAGAAACUUGAAAGGCAAAAGACAAUUGCAAAGACUGAACUCAGUAGGAGCAGAGAUAAAGCAUUUGAGCAACUGACAAGUUCAACAUAUUCUAUUAAGUUUAUUGAGAGAGAUAACUAUGAAAUAGACAGAAUGCUCUUCAUUUUGAAUGGGGAGAAUGCCCGGUUAAGAGCUGGCAUUGCAUAUCUCAAGGAAGAUAUCUCCACAAUAGAUGAGGAGGCAAAGACCUAUCAGCUAAAGAGACAACAAAUCCAGCAAUGUAAAAAAGUUCUUUAUGAACUGUUUGCUGAGAAAUGGACAAAGGAUGAAUAUCUACAAAAGAUAUUUUUAAAGUACCAGCAUGAGCUCUUGAUUAUUCUGGAAGAAUAUGUCAGAAGAAAUACAAAGAGAAAUGUUAAGGUUGACUAUGUUCAUGAAGGGCUACAGCUAAACUAUGAAGAGAUGGAUUCUCUGUUAAGAAGCAAAUCUUUGCCAGAGGCUGACAAAGUAAGCAUUUUGGGGAAGUGUCACAUGAUAAAACAGACUACAAGGCCUUAUAAACUAAAGUUAGAAUACCGAAUCUUUUAUUCUUCUAUGAAUACAGAUUCAAUGUGA
This is a messenger RNA of Pseudonaja textilis, 2331 nucleotides long. Lineage: Eukaryota; Metazoa; Chordata; Lepidosauria; Squamata; Elapidae. The record is from RefSeq and is a predicted model, not a curated record.